AUGUCUAAAUACCUCAGAGGGAACAUACACUUCUAACACUCUGCACAACGAACAAGAAACACAGAGAGAAUGAGGUGGAAAUACAGCCUACCUCGGAGCAGCUUAUGAGUGCAAGGAACUGGCAGAGGCUCAGCAUGAAUUAAAAGAGAGCUAAGAAGAUGGAGAGCACCCUUUGCUGUGAGCCCAGGCUCUCUGCUAUGGAUACCAGCAGGGGACUCUUAUUUCUCCUUCUCUACGUUUUAAUAGGCAUCCCUCAGACUUUCCAGCAAGUGCUAAGGAUCGGAGGAAUAUUUGAAACUGUGGAAAAUGAACCUGUUAAUGUUGAAGAAUUAGCUUUCAAGUUUGCAGUCACCAACAUUAACAGAAACAGAACACUGAUGCCUAAUACCACAUUAACCUACGACAUCCAGAGAAUUAAUCUCUUUGAUAGUUUUGAAGCUUCAAGACGAGCAUGUGACCAGCUUGCGCUUGGUGUAGCUGCACUGUUUGGACCCUCCCACAGUUCCUCGGUCAGUGCAGUACAGUCUAUUUGCAAUGCUCUUGAAGUUCCACAUAUACAGACCCGAUGGAAGCACCCUACAGUGGAUAACAAAGAUACAUUUUAUAUCAACCUUUACCCAGACUAUGCAGCCAUCAGUAGGGCAAUUUUGGAUUUGGUACUAUAUUACAACUGGAAAAUAGUGACAGUAGUAUAUGAAGACAGUACAGGUCUAAUUCGCCUGCAAGAGCUCAUCAAAGCCCCUUCUAGAUAUAACAUUAAAAUCAAAAUCCGUCAGUUGCCCUCUGGGAAUAAAGAUGCCAGGCCUUUACUCAAGGAGAUGAAGAAAGGCAAGGAGUUCUAUGUGAUAUUUGAUUGCUCACAUGAAACAGCAGCAGAAAUCCUUAAACAGAUUCUUUCCAUGGGAAUGAUGACUGAAUACUAUCACUACUUUUUUACAACACUGGAUCUAUUUGCAUUAGAUCUGGAACCCUACAAAUACAGUGGAGUAAACAUGACUGGGUUUCGCUUGCUCAACAUUGACAAUCCACAGGUUACAUCAGUUAUUGAAAAGUGGUCGAUGGAACGGCUGCAGGCACCGCCCAAACCAGAAACUGGCCUCCUGGAUGGUAUGAUGACAACGGAAGCAGCUCUGAUGUAUGAUGCUGUUUACAUGGUAGCAGUGGCCUCCCAGCGUGCCUCCCAAAUGACUGUCAGCUCCCUACAGUGCCACAGACACAAGCCAUGGCGUUUUGGACCCAGAUUUAUGAAUCUGAUAAAAGAGGCAAGUUGGGAUGGUUUGACCGGGCGCAUUACCUUCAACAAAACAGACGGCUUAAGAAAGGAUUUUGAUUUGGACAUUAUUAGUCUCAAGGAAGAAGGAACAGAAAAGAUUGGGGUUUGGAACUCAAAUAGUGGCCUUAAUAUGACUGACAGCAAUAAAGACAGAUCUACCAAUAUCACCGAUUCACUGGCUAACCGAACACUCAUAGUCACUACCAUUUUGGAAGAUCCCUAUGUUAUGUACAAAAAGUCUGAUAAGCCCUUGUAUGGAAAUGACAGAUUCGAAGGAUAUUGCCUGGAUUUGUUGAAGGAACUGUCAAAUAUUUUAGGCUUCAUUUAUGAGGUCAAACUAGUUUCUGAUGGUAAAUAUGGAGCCCAAAACGACAAAGGAGAGUGGAAUGGGAUGGUCAAAGAACUCAUAGAUCAUAAAGCUGAUCUGGCAGUUGCUCCUCUCACUAUCACCUACGUAAGGGAGAAAGUAAUUGACUUUUCAAAACCCUUCAUGACGCUUGGGAUCAGUAUUUUGUACCGGAAACCCAAUGGCACAAAUCCUGGUGUUUUCUCCUUUCUCAACCCUCUUUCUCCUGAUAUUUGGAUGUAUGUCCUCCUAGCCUGCCUUGGAGUCAGUUGUGUACUCUUUGUAAUUGCAAGGUUUACACCCUAUGAGUGGUAUAACCCCCACCCGUGCAACCCUGAUUCAGAUGUGGUGGAAAACAAUUUUACUUUACUAAAUAGUUUCUGGUUUGGAGUUGGAGCUCUCAUGCAGCAAGGAUCAGAGCUGAUGCCUAAAGCUCUUUCUACCAGAAUAGUUGGAGGAAUAUGGUGGUUUUUCACCUUAAUCAUAAUCUCAUCCUACACUGCCAACUUGGCUGCCUUCCUGACAGUUGAGAGAAUGGAAUCCCCCAUUGAUUCAGCAGAUGAUUUGGCAAAGCAAACCAAGAUAGAAUAUGGGGCUGUUAGAGAUGGAUCAACAAUGACCUUCUUCAAGAAAUCCAAAAUAUCAACAUAUGAAAAAAUGUGGGCAUUCAUGAGCAGCAGACAGCAGACCGCGCUGGUGAAGAACAAUGAUGAGGGAAUCCAGCGGGUGCUCACAACGGACUAUGCCUUGCUGAUGGAAUCAACCAGCAUAGAAUACGUGACUCAGAGAAACUGCAAUCUCACGCAGAUCGGCGGACUCAUUGAUUCUAAAGGCUAUGGCGUGGGAACUCCUAUUGGGUCUCCUUAUAGAGACAAAAUUACCAUUGCCAUUCUCCAGCUACAGGAAGAGGGGAAACUGCACAUGAUGAAAGAAAAGUGGUGGCGGGGCAAUGGGUGCCCUGAGGAGGACAGCAAAGAGGCCAGUGCUCUGGGGGUUGAGAAUAUUGGGGGCAUCUUUAUAGUGCUUGCUGCCGGACUUGUUCUUUCAGUGUUCGUAGCCAUUGGAGAAUUUAUAUAUAAAUCCAGGAAAAAUAGCGAUAUUGAACAGUGUCUUUCUUUUAAUGCUAUAAUGGAGGAGCUUGGGAUUUCACUCAAGCAUCAGAAGAAGUUAAAGAAAAGGUCAAGAACUAAAGGGAGAUCAUCGUUCACAAGUAUCCUUACUUGUCAUCAGAGGCGGACACUGAGGAAAGAAACCAUGGCUUAAAACAAACAAACAAACAAAACCCUCUUGAGAAACAUCAGGAAUAAAAAACAAAACAAAAAAAAUUUGCUGCCUACAAAACUGACUAUGAAGGAAUUUCUGAAAAUAGACAUUUAACUUGUUCUUCAGAAAUUAUGUGAGGUUUCUUUUUACCUAGAGAAUGUAUCGCAGUUUAAAUGCUCAUAUAGACUGAUAUACAACUAAUCAGAAAAGUGUCUCACCGUAUCUUUCGAAAGGAAUUUGUAUGCCGACCUGUUUUGCAUCUCUGUUCCCUCCCCAUACA
Chelonoidis abingdonii (Abingdon island giant tortoise) is the source of this 3162-nucleotide messenger RNA. It is a transcript of the gene GRIK1, whose product is annotated as glutamate ionotropic receptor kainate type subunit 1. Gene Ontology annotation, cellular component: membrane. Gene Ontology annotation, molecular function: signaling receptor activity; ligand-gated monoatomic ion channel activity. The record is from RefSeq and is a predicted model, not a curated record. NCBI's taxonomy places the organism in Eukaryota, Metazoa, Chordata, Testudines, Testudinidae. Gene Ontology annotation, biological process: monoatomic ion transport.